AUGGCCAGCGACCCAAGGCGUCGAAGAUGGCCGGAUCCGGGCCAGCUCGGGUUGGGGAGGCGAGGUAGUAGGCCGGUGGCGGGGCUUGGCGCAGGGGAGGUCGAGGUCGUCGGCAGCAGAGGCUACGACGCGGCCGGGCUUCGGCCGUCAACAGCUCUGGUGGCCAGGACGGGCAUAUUUCCUUCAAUACUUUCCAUAUGGAAUUUUGAUGGAAAGAUCGCAUUCGAAGACAUCCUCAGUGCGACAGAAAAUUUCAAUGAGAAAUAUUGCAUUGGCAUUGGAGGAUAUGGAUUUGUCUUCAGAGUUGAGCUUGAAGGCGGGAUUAUCUUUGCUGUCAAGCUCCUCCACUCGAUGGAAGAAUACAGCGAUGAGGCAACAUUUCAUGCCGAGAUUGAAGUGUUGACAAAAAUCAGGCAUCGAUGCAUUGUUAAGUUAUAUGGCUUUUGUUCCCACUCCCAGUGCAAAUUCCUUGUGUAUGAUCUUAUCGAGAGGGGAAGUUUAUCAUCCAUGCUUCAUGACCAAGAGCUAGUGAAGGAAUUGAAUUGGCCCAAGAGAGUGACUGUUGUGAGAGAUGUAGCUCAAGCUCUCUCUUACUUGCACCAUGAUUGUGAUGAUCCGAUCGUGCAUCGCGACAUAAAAAGCAGCAACAUUCUUCUGGACCUCGAUUUUAAAGCUUAUGUCUCAGACUUCGGCAUGGCGAGGAAACUGAAGCACGGUUACUCAAGCUGGAGCACUAUCUUUGCAGGGACAUGUGGCUACAUAGCCCCGGAAUUGUCAUCUACCAUGGUGUUGACAGAGAAGUGCGACGUGUACAGCUUCAGCGUGGUUGCGCUGGAAGUUUUGAUUGGAAAGCACCCAGGUGAUCUGCUCCUUCCGUUCUUUUGCCGAACAGAGCAGCCGGGGAAGUUCAAGGAUAUCCUAGAUUGACACGCCGCAGCACUGUCGACCAUUGACGAGGAGAAGGAUGUCAUUUUGGUUGCCUUGGUGGCCUUUGCUUGCCCGCAAGUCAAUCCCAAAGCCCGGCCAACAUGCAGCAAGUAUAUCAGGCACUAACAAAUAGAAAUCGCCCAGCGUUCAUGCCGGCCAGGCCCCUUCAUGAAAUCAGGCUGCAAGAUUUGCAUGAUUAUUGUGGCACCAUAAAGAAUAUAUGAGUCGAUAUAGUUACUCUACUGUAUUAGCAAUUACUCCAGUUUUGUUAAUGUAUCUACCCUGUCAUGUAUCAGGUUGAGUAUAUGUUUGGCAUGUGUGUGUUUAAGAUAAUGUAACUAUCCUGUCAUCUUUGAACUUUGAAGUGUCCUCUAGCAAUUAUAGAUUGCUGAUAA
Molecule: messenger RNA, 1322 nt
Organism: Triticum aestivum (bread wheat)
Lineage: Eukaryota; Viridiplantae; Streptophyta; Magnoliopsida; Poales; Poaceae
Product: MDIS1-interacting receptor like kinase 2
Exons: 3
Coding region: 1-927 (308 amino acids)
Biological process (GO): protein phosphorylation
Molecular function (GO): ATP binding; protein kinase activity
Source: RefSeq, a predicted model, not a curated record